Molecule: messenger RNA, 1584 nt
Organism: Cinclus cinclus
Lineage: Eukaryota; Metazoa; Chordata; Aves; Passeriformes; Cinclidae
Product: perilipin-3-like
Exons: 9
Coding region: 154-1506 (450 amino acids)
Biological process (GO): lipid storage; positive regulation of triglyceride storage
Cellular component (GO): lipid droplet; cytosol
Source: RefSeq, a predicted model, not a curated record
GGGCGCGGGGACUCGUGAGAGCGCAGGAUUGCGACAGACAAGUCCGGUCUGGCUUCUGCUGAAUCACCCAAAAAACCCUCCCUGGCUCCAGAAGAGCGUGUGGGGAUCCCGGAGAGGAUAGGGGGAUCCAAGACAGGUUGAGCCUCCGCAGCCAUGUCGGCCAAAAACGCCACGGUGCCAGCAGAGGCAGGGCCGGAGAUGGAGAACGUGGUGAGCCGGGUGGCCAACCUGGCCCUGGUGAGCUGUGCCUGCGGGGCCGUGGCCUCGGCGUACGGCCGCACCAAGGAGAGCCACCCCUGCGUGCGCUCCGUGUGCGACGCUGCUGAGAAGGGGGUGAAGACUCUGACGGCAGCGGCAGCGAGCGGGGCCCAGCCCCUCCUCACCCGGCUGGAGCCCCAGAUUUCCACCGCCAACAAAUUCGCCUGCAAAGGGCUGGACAAGUUGGAGGAGAAGCUGCCCAUCCUGCAGCAGCCCCCAGAGAGGGUGGUGGCCGGGACCAGGGAGCUGGUGUCAUGCACGGUGAGCGGGGUGGUGGCGAGGACGCGCUCGGCGCUCGGGGCCGUGGUGGGCACCCGCGUGGGACGGCUGCUGGCCACGGGCGUGGACACGGUGCUGGGCAAAUCGGAGCAGCUGCUGGGUCGGUACCUUCCUGGGACGGACGAGGAGCUGGCGGCAGCGGCAGCCACAGAGGUGGCCACAGGCACGGAGGUGACCAGGAGCAUGGAGGUGACCACGGGCACAGAGGACAUCAGGGACACAGAGGAGAUCAGGGACACGGAGGUGACCAGGGGCACGGAGUUGGCCACGCAGGAGCGGCAGAGGCGGUGGCAGAGCUACUUUGUCCGUGUGGGUUCCCUGUCAGCCAGGCUGCCGCACCGGGCCCUGCGGCGCUCGCUGGGGGACCUGCAGCGGGCACGGCUCCGUGCCCAGCGGCUCCUGGCCCAGCUCCACCACGUCAUCCGCCUGAUCGAGGAGGGGCAGCAGGGCACGGACGGGCCCUGGCACAGCGCCCGGGAGCACCUGCACAGCCUGUGGCUGGAGUGGAGCCAGCACCAGGAUGAGGUGCCCAUGGAGGACGGUGAGGUGGAGGCUCGGACCCUGGCCAUGCUCCAGGGACUCCUGCACCAGCUCCACUCCGCCUGCUCCCACCUGGCCGCCGGCGCCCGGGCAUUCCCCAGCAGCGUGCAGGAGACAGCGGGACACGUCCGGCACGGCGUGGAGGGUGUCCAGGCUUCCCUGGCCAGCGCCCGUUCCUUCCAGGACCUGUCGGGGCUGGUGCUGGCGCAGAGCCGGGACGCGGUGACGCGGGCGCAGCUGAGCCUCGAGGGGCUGCUGGAGCACGUGGGGCAGCACACACCCCUGCCCUGGCUCGUGGGACCCUUCGCCCCCGCGCUCGUGGAGUACCCGGAGGAUGUCCCCGUGGAUAUGUCCAAGUGGGAGGGCUGUGUCACCGUGGGGGGGACGCACCAGGUGCCCGCUGCCCCCCAGGUCUGCAGCCAGCACUGAGCCACUGGGCUGGGGGAGCACCCACCCAGAUCCACGACCCCAAAUCUCACCGGGAAUGAGGGGAUGAUGGACUUUGUG